Messenger RNA from Nicrophorus vespilloides, 4038 nucleotides. RefSeq names its product ribosome biogenesis protein BMS1 homolog. Gene Ontology annotation, cellular component: 90S preribosome; nucleus. The record is from RefSeq and is a predicted model, not a curated record. The transcript is spliced from 7 exons. NCBI's taxonomy places the organism in Eukaryota, Metazoa, Arthropoda, Insecta, Coleoptera, Silphidae. Gene Ontology annotation, molecular function: GTPase activity; GTP binding; U3 snoRNA binding. Gene Ontology annotation, biological process: endonucleolytic cleavage of tricistronic rRNA transcript (SSU-rRNA, 5.8S rRNA, LSU-rRNA); maturation of SSU-rRNA from tricistronic rRNA transcript (SSU-rRNA, 5.8S rRNA, LSU-rRNA); ribosome biogenesis. Bases 97 to 3981 code for a protein of 1294 amino acids.
UCCGCAUGGUAAAUAUAACCAAGAAUUUGUGGCAUGUUUUCAUACAGUUUGUUAUUCAUUGUUAGUGUUUAAAUAGUGAAAAUAAGUUACUAGAAAAUGGGUGAAGACAUCCCAAUCGAAGAGAAGAAAAAGUCGCACAGGGAGAAAAAAUCAGGUAAAAAGGCUGAAAGGAAGAAAGCCAAGAAAGAUGCCCAGAAUCCAAAUGUACAGGAGCUUACUGACAAGCAAAAGAACCCAAAAGCUUUUGCUAUCAACAGUGCUAUUAGGGCUGAGAGAAGGUUCCGCAGGAAACAGGAUAUUGAUACAAAGAAGCAACAUGUUCCUUUAGUAGACAGGACACCCUUAGAGCCUCCACCAAUCUUGAUUGCAGUGGUUGGACCACCUAAGGUGGGUAAAACCACAUUAAUCAAUAAUUUAAUUAAAAUGUUUACGAAAUCUCCAUUGAGUGAGGUCAAAGGACCAGUGACUAUUGUUACUGGCAAGAAGAGGAGAAUCACUUUAUUUGAAUGCAACAAUGACAUAAAUUCUAUGAUUGAUUUGGCCAAAGUUGCAGAUUUAGUUCUUUUGCUUUGUGAUGCCAGCUUUGGUUUUGAAAUGGAAAUAUUUGAAUUUCUCAACAUUUGCCAGGUGCAUGGUAUGCCUAAGAUUAUGGGUGUUUUAACUCAUUUGGAUAUGAUUAAAAAUAGAAAGACUCUAAAAAACACUAAAAAGAUUCUGAAACACAGAUUCUGGACUGAAUUGUAUGCAGGAGCCAAAUUGUUCUAUCUAUCUGGUAUAGUACAUGGAGAUUAUUUGAAGAAUGAAAUUAAAAAUUUAGGCAGAUUUAUAUCUGUUAUGAAAUUUAGACCAUUGACAUGGAGAUCAACUCACAGUUAUUUGGUUGGAGAUCGUUAUGAAGACUUAACCAAUCAAGAAAUGAUUAGGAAGAAUCCAAAAUGCGAUAGAAACGUUUCCUUAUAUGGUUAUAUUAGAGGAAUUCCUUUGAGUAAAAACACCAUGGUUCAUAUUGCUGGAUUUGGUGAUUUAAGAAUUCACGAGAUAUCAUUCUUGCCUGACCCAUGCCCAUUACCAGAACAAAUCAAGAAAAGGGCUUUGAUUGAAAAAGAAAAGUUUAUCUAUGCUCCAUUUUCUGGAGUUGGAGGUAUUGUUUAUGACAAGGAUGCUGUGUAUGUAGAAUUGGGUGGUUCUCACAGUCACAAGCAAAGAGAUGAAGGAGAUGAAACAAAUAUUGUUGCUAAUUUAAUAGAAACUAAAGAGACUUUGGACGUUAAAAUGGAGCAUUCCGAAAUGCAACUGUUCACUGGUGGCAAAACUUUGAUGUCCAAAGAUAUGGAUGUUGAUGAGAGUGAAGAAGAGGAGGAUGAGCCUCAAUUAUAUGAGAAAAAUUCUAAUAAAGAGGACGAUGAAUUGGAGGCAGAGUUAGCACAAUUAAAAAGUAAGCAAAUUUCGAAUUAUAAAGUAGAAAAAAUAGAAGAUUCUGGAAGAAUUCGCCGAAAGGUUGUGUUCGAGGAAUCCGAUGAUGUGCUAAAUGAAAAAUUAGCAAUGAGUGAGGAUGAUGAUGAAGACGAGGAUAAUGAUGAUGAAGAAGACCCAGAGGAAGAUGAUGAAAGUUCUGAAGAUGAAAGUGUUGAAGAGUCUAAAAUUAAACCAAAGACACAACCUGAGUACAUUCAAUUGAAAGAAAACAAAGACAUUGGUAUACAUUCAAAAAUUACUGAUGUUUUAAAAAAUCUAAAUACCAAGAAAGUUAGUGAAAAAGUAUCUGAUUCUACAAAGAAAGUAGUAAAGUCUAAAAAGGAAGAGUCAGAAUCAGAUGAUGAUGACAGUUCAGAUGAUGAAAGAAAUUUAAGUAAAAUAAAAGCAAUGAAAAUUGAUAAAUUUGAGGAAGUGGAAUUUGAUGAUGAAAGUGAUAAUGAAGACGAAGAAGAUGGUGAUGAUGAAAAUGAUGAUGAAGAUGAUGAAAGUGAUGAUGAAGAUAGUAGAAAGGACAAUAAUAGUAAAAAUGAAGAUCAAGCAAGUGAAUCUGAGAGUGAUGAUGGUGAAGUUGAUUUGGGUUUGAAAUGGAAGGAUAAUUUAGCUAAGAAAGCAGAGGACGCUUUUUUUGAAAGGCAAAAGUCAUCUAAAAAUUUAAUGAAACUUGUUUAUGGGGUAUUUGAUAAUAAAUACUUAAAACCUCAAGAUGAAGAAAUUGAAGAAGAUUCAGGUGAUGACGAGGAUAAUAUUGGUGGACUCUUCAAAAAGAUUUCAGUUGAGCAACAAAAGCUAAAAAUGGAAAAGGAUAAAAUGGAUUUGAUUGAAUCUACUUUAUUCAUGCCAUGGAAUAGUAAUAUUAGGAAUUGGAUUGAUCCAGAGAACAAACUCCUGAUAACAAACAGAUUUGUUACUGGCAAGUGGAAAGAGUCUGAGGAUGCAAAUGAAUUACUCAAAUUAGACGAUGCCGAAGAUUUGAGUGAUAUAGGAUCUGACGUAUACGGAGAUUUCGAAGACUUGGAAACUGGAGAAAAGUUUACUGCUAAAACCCCCGAGGCUGAAAAUGGCGAUGGCAAAGGUGAAAAGCGUAAACGGGAUUUAAACGACAAGGAUGAUAUGGCGGAUAGAGUGAAAUUGGCGGAGAAAAAGAAAACUUUAAAAGAGAAAUUCGACGCUGAUUACGAUAAAACUGAGAAGAGCACUUUCUAUGAAGAGUUGAAAUCGUCCGCAGAGAAACAAGCUGAAAUAAAUAGAUCAGUUUUCGAGAAUAUGCCUGAUGAGAUGAGAGUCCAAUUGGAGGGCUUCAGAGCUGGAAUGUAUUGUCGUUUAGAAUUCCAAGACGUACCUUGCGAAUUUAUAAAUAAUUUUGAUCCUACUUACCCAUUGGUAAUAGGAGCUUUAAAUAUGGUGGAAGAAAACAUUGGGUUUGUUAAUGUUAAGGUUAAAAAGCAUAGGUGGUAUAAGAAAAUUCUGAAGUCAAACGAUCCAUUAAUUGUUUCGCUUGGUUGGAGACGCUUCCAAACGAUGCCGUUGUAUUCCAAAUUGGAAGAUGAUAUGAAGUUUAGGUAUCUUAAGUAUACUCCAGAGCACGUCACUUGUAAUGCCCACUUUUGGGGACCUAUUACUCCUCAGGGUACUGGUUUUAUAGCUUUGCAAACGUGCGAUGGUAGUGCAGAGGUUAUAAAGCAUCAAGGCUUUAGAAUCGCAGCCACCGGUGUUGUUCAAGAGUUGGAUAAAUCCACGCAAAUCAUGAAAAAAUUAAAACUAAUCGGUUAUCCAAUGAAAAUCUACAAGAAAACGGCGUUUAUCAAAGGGAUGUUUAACAGUUCGUUAGAAGUCGCUAAAUUCGAAGGUGCGAGGAUAAAAACCGUAUCUGGUAUUAGAGGGCAAAUCAAGAAAGCUGCAUCUAAACCUGAAGGUGUAUUCAGAGCGAGUUUCGAAGACAAAAUUAAAGCUAGUGAUAUUAUAUUCUGUAGAACUUGGUACAAAGUCGAUGUGAAAAACUUCUAUACUCCAGUUAAUACGUUACUAUUACCUGCUGAGCAGAAGAACUCGUGGCGUGGAUUGAGAACCACUGGCGAAAUAAAGAGAUCGAAGGGAAUUCAAUCUCAACCUGCCUUGGACAGUUUGUACACUGAAAUCGAGAGGACUGUUAAACCGUUCAAACCAUUGAUUAUACCGGGCAGGUUACAAAAGGCCUUACCCUACAAGGAUAAGCCUAAACACAGUGUCAAGGAUUCCGACAAGAAGAAGCAAAUUAGCCGUGUUGCUGUUAUACGCGAACCGGAGGAACAGAAGGUCGCAAACAUGAUGAAGAUGUUGAAGGCUUCGUUCGAGUUCAAACAGGGUCAACUUAAAACGCAAACGAAAGAAAGGCUCGCCAAGUACAAGAAAACGAUCGAAGACAUCGAGCAGAGGAAAUCCAAGAAACUCGGGGAAAUUAAGAAAGAUGUGUUUAGGAAGAGAAGCAAAGCUGAACUCAAAGCUCAAAAGAAAGCAAAUAAGAAAUAGAGCAUGUAAAAUAUGUUACACUCUUGUUACAAUUAAUUAUGCAAUUAUGUUGCGUAU